Molecule: messenger RNA, 1521 nt
Organism: Cryptomeria japonica (Japanese cedar)
Lineage: Eukaryota; Viridiplantae; Streptophyta; Pinopsida; Cupressales; Cupressaceae
Product: (S)-N-methylcoclaurine 3'-hydroxylase isozyme 1-like
Exons: 2
Coding region: 1-1521 (506 amino acids)
Molecular function (GO): iron ion binding; oxidoreductase activity, acting on paired donors, with incorporation or reduction of molecular oxygen; monooxygenase activity
Source: RefSeq, a predicted model, not a curated record
AUGGAAAUGCAAUGGGUGAUUUGGCUUUCUGCACUGGUAAGCAGUGUGCUGACAUGUUUCUUAUUAGAUUUAACGGUAAAAAGAAAGAAUAAGAGCAAGGCAAAUCUUCCUCCUGGACCUCCUGCCUGGCCUAUUGUAGGAAACCUUCUUCAACUAGGGAAAAAACCGAAUGAAUCUCUGUGGGCUCUUUCUCAGCAAUACGGCCCGCUGAUGACUCUUUCUCUUGGCAUGAAAACUGCUGUGGUGGUUUCCUCCCCUGAAAUGGCAAAGGAGGUCUUCAAAACCCACGACCAAAACUUUGCAGGCCGGACUCUGAUAGAAGCAGCAAAGGUUAAUUCUCACCACGAAUCAUCAAUAGUGUUUGCUCAGUAUGGAGAUUACUGGCGGAAGAUGAGGCGCAUUGCUACCACAGAGCUCUUCACUCCCACAAGACUCCAAGCGCUGCAACAUCUCAGAAGAGAUCAAGUCUCUCAGACAAUUCGAAUGGUCUUUGAGAAGAGAGGAAAGACUCUGAACAUUAAACAUCUGGUGUUCUACGAGGGUCUCAAUCUCAUGAGCAACAUCAUCUUCAGUAAGAACUUGUUCGAUCCCACCAAUCCAGACUCUGUGGAAUUGAGGAACGCUUUUAAUGAAUCGUUGAGGUUGGCCGGAAAACCUAACCUGGCCGACUUUUAUCCGUUUCUGAGAUUCCUUGAUCCUCAGGGUGUGAGCCGUGAUCUGGGCGUCGUAUUUAAGCGACUAAACAACUACUUGGAUGUAGUCAUACAAGAUCGGCUGGCGGCGAGGAGAAAAGGCGUGGGUCUUCCUAAGGAAAAGGACUUUCUGAACAUUCUGCUCGAUUCGACUGCCCAUGAUUUCACUCUAGAGAAUAUCAGAGCUUUAAUUACUGAACUUUUGACUACUGGUAGUGAUACCACUACUACAACAGUAGAAUGGGCUAUGGUGGAACUCAUUGCUAAUCCUCAUGUAAUGAAACAAGCACAAGAAGAAUUAGAAGAGAUAAUUGGUUUGAAUCGAAGAGUGGAAGAAUCUGACAUAGAUCAUCUACCUUAUCUCCAUGCUAUAGUGAAAGAAGUUUUACGACUACACCCUACACUACCUUUGGCACUACCUCAUAGAGCAGAUAACUUGUGUGAGGUGGCUGGGUAUAUGAUACCGAAGCAUACCAUGGUGAUUGUAAAUGUGUGGGCAAUUGGAAGAGAUCCUAAGAUUUGGAAGGAACCUUUAAAAUUUAUGCCAGAGAGGUUUUUCAAUGGUGAGAAUAGUAAAAUGACAUAUAAGGGACAAGAUUUUGAGUUGAUACCAUUUGGAGCUGGAAGAAGAAUAUGCUUAGGAUUUCCUUUGGCUCAUCAAAUGCUUCAUUUUACUAUUGCUUCUUUAAUCCAUUCAUUUAAUUGGAGCCUUCCAAGAGGGAUGAAUUAUGAGAAAAUAGACAUGAGUGACACCUUUGGAAUGGUAUUGAAGAAGGCUAUAGAAUUGCAUGCAAUCUCCACACCAAGAUUACCAAACCAUCUGUAUUAA